GUUUUACAAUGCGGAACUGGUACCAAUGAUAAGAGAAGAGAAUUCUAGACAAGCUAAAAUGCUGAAGCAACUUGACGAUAUACUGCCGCAAUCACCAAAUCGACCCAAAACACAUGGCAUAUUCUUCUGCGGAAUAAGUAGUGAAAAUAUGCAGGAAAAAGACUCACUGUCGUGGUAUUUUCAUUACGAAGCGAAGAAAGUCUUUCUAAUGGCAGUUAAAUUGCAUCGUAAUAACAUUAAACCGGAAUCUAUUGGCAUCAUAAGUCCGUACAUGAAACAGGUUAAACAUUUGUGCGACCUUUUUGUUGAUGCCGAUGUAGCAAUGCCUAAAAUUGGUUCUGUGGAGAUAUUCCAAGGACAGGUAUAA
Molecule: messenger RNA, 367 nt
Organism: Glossina fuscipes
Lineage: Eukaryota; Metazoa; Arthropoda; Insecta; Diptera; Glossinidae
Product: probable RNA helicase armi
Exons: 2
Coding region: 26-367 (113 amino acids)
Source: RefSeq, a predicted model, not a curated record